CUGUACUCUGGCUUAACAAGGAGCACGUCGCGCCUCUGUCAAGCAGCCAGCGAUGAUUGCACUGACGUGAUUUACCUCGACGGUUGACAGGAAACGCUUUUAAAAACUGUGUGCGCGGAAGAAUACAGCAAGGGGAAAACGUUUCGGCGAGGCCCCACGGCUGCGAAACGGUAACGGUUCCGGCGUUCGCAGCAAUCAAGGCGCGGCAAUUGGGCACAGAAGAAGAGCUCGCGCUCGGCACUGUCCCCGUUGGUCGAGGCACGGACGGUACCUCGAACGACGGACGCUAAUGCCUCUUGGCUUGUCCCGUUAAUGACCGCCCUGCCAGGAGCUGUAUGCCUCGCAUUUCUACGUAGCGGAAAAAAAUCCUAUUCAGCUGUCCGGAGCCGUCUUCAGACAAGAGCGCCUAGACUGGAAUUUUCGUCACGGGCGUUCACUUAUACAGCAUGGAGAACCCGUGCAAGUACCACAGCGACGCCAAGUGUACCACGGCGUGCAAGCAGUUCAGAAACCUGCCGCACGGAUACUGCCGUGGCGACCAUUGCGAGUGCAGCACCCAAGCCCGAGCUGUGGUUGAAUCCGCGCCGGACCCGUGCCAGGUUCAGGACGUCGGCGCGUGCGUCGUGGGCUGCACGGGCGUGUCGUUUGACAUGGGACAUUGUGUCGAGCAGGUCUGCCAUUGCCUCAACAUGAACGGCGAGCAGCCUGGCACCAGACUCAGCGACGACAAGGCAGCCGCCUCGAAACACAAGGCUCCGAGCGGUGCGGCGAAGCCCGAGCUCAGGGUUGCGGUCGAUGGAGGUGGACACCGGAAACAGCCGCAGCACAGGAAGCGGGUGAUCGGCUCAUCGCAGGAAACCUACCUCCCGCUGCUCGAUUUGCUGUCAGUGCCAAAAGCUCUGUACCACAUGGACCCGUGUAGGAAAGGGACGCCCGAGCAGUGCAGGAUGGACUGCGGAAAGCUGCACUACGAUCGAUCCACCUGCGUGUUCAACGUGUGCAGGUGCAGCAAGACGACCACGAGGAGCUGACCAUUAUCGAAGCCUUAUAGGGUGUGGCCAGAGACGGCGAGUUUUAGCUCACGCGCAGACAAGACAGGCAGCGUGUGCGCAAAGUGAUUUCGGAAAAGGAUGUUAAAGGGACACUAAAAAAAAGAUUUUCAGCCGUAACAAUAAAUUAAUGUUCUACGUUUACCAAAAAACACUAAUUAUUACCGUGAUAAGAGGUUUGGUACAAGCAAGAAAAAACGCAAAGACGAAACCGUGGUAGCGACACCUCCUUUAUGUUUCCAAACCAGCCAGCCGCGACGUAAUAGAUUUUGGCGGCCCCUGCUAGGACCUAAUUAAGCUUUUAUCGGUAAAAAUAGAUGUGUUGUUCUCUAACGGGGUCGAAGACUGAACGCGGCAAGUCUCAAUAAGUUUUAACGAGUCACAACGGCGCAAAUAUGGGAACUAUUACUUUGAGCUCCAUGACGUCAUGCUGACGUUCCGGCUAUAAAAUUUCGGCAAGAAAUUUGAAAAACGGAAUUCGGACCUUCAUUUUACCUUCUAUUAACGAACCCAUUACCACGAAGUUAACGGAAAUAAAGAUUGGGAAAAAUACUUUAUCGGUUGAAAUUAAUUUAGUAUUUGUCUUUAGAGUACAUUUAAGCUGGAUUGUUGAUAUAAAGUGUGGAAAAAUUCCAAUAAAGUUUUGAGUUGCGAGUCCAGUG
Molecule: messenger RNA, 1711 nt
Organism: Dermacentor andersoni
Lineage: Eukaryota; Metazoa; Arthropoda; Arachnida; Ixodida; Ixodidae
Source: RefSeq, a predicted model, not a curated record